GGAAUACACUUUUUUUCUUUUAUAUAUACAAAACUCUCAAGCAGCCUGUGUGUUCAGCCUUCUACUGUUGGGAGGUGAAGUGGGUGGGAUUAGUCAAAUCUAUCUGCAGAUAUAAUACCUUAGACCCGCCCCUCCUCUCAGUGUGAACCCUCAGAGUCCCGGGAAGGCUGGAGUCCUGAUGCUGCUCUGACACAGUGGAUUUGGCAGCGCGCAGGACAGGAGGACCAGGGUUUUAAAUCGCGAUCAUAAGCAUAAGGCAAAGUCCUAGUAGAGAACAAAUCCUUGUUCUCAUGGUGGCUCCUUCAUCUGCCAGGUCGAGGAGAGCGCGGUGAAGUGCUGGCUGUUUGAAUGUCUCCUCCAGGCUCCAUGGAUUACGCACGGACCAUGGCGCCUCCGGUCCCCCCGCACAACCCCACUCAGACCCGGCCCGGGCAGGCGCAGGAGCGGCUGCUGAAGUGCGUGCUGCUCGGCGACGGAGCGGUGGGCAAAACCAGUCUGGUGGUCAGCUACACCACCAACGGCUACCCAACCAAAUAUGUCCCUACUGCUUUUGAUAACUUCUCAGCUGUGGUUCAGGUGGAUGGAAACCCGGUGAGACUACAGUUGUGUGACACUGCAGGACAGGAUGAAUUUGACAAACUCCGCCACUUCUGCUACAGCCGGACCGACGCCUUGCUGCUGUGUUUCAGCGUGGUCAGCCCCGCGUCCUUUCAAAACGUCUGGGAGAAAUGGGUCCCCGAGAUCCGCCGCCGCUGCCCCCUCACGCCCGUCCUCCUCGUGGGCACGCAGUGCGACCUGCGGCAGGACGUCAAAGUGCUGAUCGAGCUGGCGCGGCGGAGGGAGAGGCCGGUGCUGGAGGAAGACGCCCGGGCGCUGUCGGAAAAAAUCGGGGCGGUGACGUACAUCGAGUGCUCGGCGCUGACGCAAAAGAACCUGAAGGAGGUGUUUGACGCCGCCAUCGCUGUCGGGCUGAGGCAGUCUGACAGGAGAGUGAGGAGGGAGAGGAAGGUCCGCAGCACAGCUGAUAAGAUGAAGAUGCUCUCCAAGUCCUGGUGGAAGAAGUAUGUGUGUGUCCAGUAGGGAGAGAGGAGACUUUCCCUGUGACUGGUGAUACAACUGGAACUCUUUUGUGGGGACAGAGUCACAUGUAAGGACUUUUUUUUUUACAUUCACCUGGAAAACCCCAAGAUAUGGAAAGCCAGAAUGACUUUGAGCUUUGUUCAUGCCUGAAAGAGAGACAGAGCAAGAGGCUUUAACCACUGUCUGCUAAAUAUGACUGUGACCAGCAUUCAACCAAAAAUAACAGAGCUAAUAAAAUGUUUUGGCUCACGGACGUGUCCAAAGGAAACGUGAGCUGAUUUGGAGGCGGUGAUGUCAUGUACUAAAAGUAUACUCCUCCUAUGUAACUGAUUUGAUGCCCUUCUUUAACAAAGUAUAUUAUUUUAUGUGUAAUACACUGUAAUUCAGCCUCCCAACACUUCUGAUUUCACUGAAAUGAGAACAUGAAGUUAAUGUCACUGAGAUUAAAUCCCCAAAUCAAAGAUGGAAUAAUUCUACUGCUGAGAGCCAAAGCCAGUCCUGCACCUUGUUCAGCUUGUUAUGAGUCAGAUGUGUUACUGAUCACAUUUAUUUAAACCUCUUUUGGAUUACAAUCACCUGUAAAUGAGUAUAAAUUCUUUUAAAUUUGAGUUCUUGGGGAGCGUUGUAGUCCAGUCACCGAGUUCUGUUUAACCCAUUGAAGCCUGGAAAGCAGAUACGUCGUUUUGUAGUAUUUGUAUAAGCUCUCAAAUACUUUUUGAAUUUCAUUUCUAUCUGCUACAGAGGCUGAAAAAUCUAUUAUUUAGUAGAAGCGUUGACACUUCUGUUGAAUUUCCAGAAAAACUU
Messenger RNA from Centropristis striata (black sea bass), 1884 nucleotides. It is a transcript of the gene rhoub, whose product is annotated as ras homolog family member Ub. Gene Ontology annotation, biological process: small GTPase-mediated signal transduction. The record is from RefSeq and is a predicted model, not a curated record. Gene Ontology annotation, molecular function: GTPase activity; GTP binding. NCBI's taxonomy places the organism in Eukaryota, Metazoa, Chordata, Actinopteri, Perciformes, Serranidae.